AUGUUCUACACUAAUAUAACAAGGAUAAAACAUUUCUUCAUCUUAACAAGGAUAAAACAUUUCUUCAUCCUCGGAUUUCCUGAACUGUCACCAGAGUAUUAUGGACCUGUGUCAGCCCUGCUUUUUGUGCUUUUCAUGUCUAUAGCUGUAGGUAAUAUUUUCAUUUUAGCAUUUGUUAAAUCUGAAAGGUCUCUUCACAAACCUACAUAUGUGAUCUUUUGUCACUUGGCAUUAACUGACCUAGGAUUUGGGACUGUUACUCUGCCAAAGAUUAUAUCAAAAUACUGGUUUGGUGACAGCAUUAUUUCAUUUUAUGGAUGUUUUGCACAAAUGUAUUUUGUUCAUUGUCUAGGGGCAGCUCAUUCUUUCAUCCUGAUGGUGAUGGCCCUUGAUCGUUUUAUUGCAAUUUGUGCUCCGCUGCGUUACACAGUUAUUUUCACAAAUACCACUGUGUCUGUGCUUUGUGGAGUAUCAUGGCUUAUGCCAAUAUCAUGGAUGGUGGGUGUAGUUAUAGAUGCUCUUGCCUUGCCUUUCUGUAAUUCAAACAUUAUUGUACACUGUUAUUGUGACCAUAUAGCAAUAACAGCGCUUGGAUGUGAGAACGUACGACAGGUUCAGGUAGUUGCAUUUGGUUUUGCCAUGUUCUGUUUGUUGUUGCCUCUGUGUUUCAUUGUCUUAUCAUAUUUUGUCAUCAUUCUGGCUGUUAUGAGAAUAUCCAGCUCUGAGGGCCGCAUCAAGACCCUGUCUACCUGCAUGCCACAGCUUCUCAUCACAUUUUUGUAUUACAUGCCAAGAUGUUUUGUGUAUCUGGCAAAUAAUGUGGGAUUCACUUUCAGUGUUCCAGUUCGCAUUGUUGUUGUAAUGAUGUACAGUCUUUUACCUGCUGCUGUCAACCCAAUAAUAUAUUGUUUCAAAACCAAGGAUAUCAAAGAAAGCUUAAAGAAGAAAUUCUUUAUUAGGAAAAUUAACAUCAGCAUAAAACCUGUAUAA
Molecule: messenger RNA, 990 nt
Organism: Morone saxatilis (striped sea-bass)
Lineage: Eukaryota; Metazoa; Chordata; Actinopteri; Moronidae
Product: olfactory receptor 52E8-like
Exons: 1
Coding region: 1-990 (329 amino acids)
Biological process (GO): G protein-coupled receptor signaling pathway
Cellular component (GO): membrane
Molecular function (GO): olfactory receptor activity; G protein-coupled receptor activity
Source: RefSeq, a predicted model, not a curated record